Messenger RNA from Sciurus carolinensis (gray squirrel), 1315 nucleotides. It is a transcript of the gene Mpv17l, whose product is annotated as MPV17 mitochondrial inner membrane protein like. Bases 72 to 662 code for a protein of 196 amino acids. The record is from RefSeq and is a predicted model, not a curated record. Lineage: Eukaryota; Metazoa; Chordata; Mammalia; Rodentia; Sciuridae. The transcript is spliced from 4 exons. Gene Ontology annotation, cellular component: membrane; cytoplasm.
GCGGCGCGGAGCUCGCGGGCGGCGUCCGGCGCGGUGCAGGAAGGCGGUGGGGCGGGCGCCCAGGCGCAGGCAUGGCUGGCUGGUGGCGGGCGCUGCGGCACGCGGCCCGGCGCUUCCCAUGGCCCACCAACGUCCUGCUCUACACCGGGCUCUACUCGGCCGGCGACGCGCUCCAGCAGCGGCUACGGGACGGCCCGGCGGACUGGCGCCAGACGCGGCGCGUGGCCACCCUGACCAUGACCUUCCACGCCAACUUCAACUACGCGUGGCUGCGCCUGCUGGAGCGCGCGCUGCCGGGCCGCGCGCCGCGCGUGGUCCUCACCAAGGUGCUGUGCGACCAGCUGCUCGGAGGGCCCAUCACCCUCUCGGCCUUCUACGUCGGAAUGAGCAUUCUUCAGGAAAAGGAUGACAUAUUUUUGGACCUGAAACAGAAAUUCUGGAAUACGUAUAAGACCGGUCUGAUGUACUGGCCUUUGGUACAGCUAACCAACUUCAGCCUUGUUCCCAUCCACUGGAGGACAGCUUAUACUGGACUCCACGGUUUCCUCUGGGCCACCUUCCUCUGCUUUUCCCAACAGAGUGGCGAUGGCACUUUGCAGUCAGCAUUCGCCUUCCUUCACAGAAAAGAGGCCGACGUGGGAGGAAGUCACCCAGGGGAGUGAGGAGGCAGGGCCCACUUUCAUGUGACUACCUUUUGUUCCCAAAGUGCACUGAAGUCCCUGCAGAGAAAGCGAUUCAUUCACUAGAUGUGUCUCCAUGUUGAGGAAUCGCAGUUCUGCAGACACACUUGCUUUUAAAUGAUCAGUGAUUACUUUAAAUUUUAUCCAGAUCUCCUCCCCCAAUUCUCGUCUGAAAAUCCUACUUCUCUAAUGCUUUCACUUUCCUAAUAUUUUAGUUAAAAUUGACUGUAGUGGCAAAAUGGCAUCUUAGAUUUAUUACUAUUUCUGUUCGAAUAUUUUAGUGCCUGUUGAAUUUAGGGACCCCAGUGCUAAUUGUUUAUAUCUCCAUUUUAAAAUCUCAGGUUGUCUCCUAAACACUUUUGGAUCAGUUUACCUUUUAUAUCAAAUAUAUUCCUGAUGGUACAUUUCUACUUACAUAGAAUUCAUUCAAGAAGACUGAAUAAUCAGAUUCCCCCUUUAAAAUACUCCAUAAUUAUUAUGCUGAUGCUAAAAUUCUGUAAGCACAUUUUUAUCAUCAAAAAAAGAAUCGUGACCAGGUGCACACCUGUAAUCCCAGUGACUUCGGAGGCUGAGACGGGAGGAUCAUGAGUUCAAAGCCAGACUCAGCAACUGAGGAAGGCCCUAAGCAAGUCAUU